Striga asiatica is the source of this 2499-nucleotide messenger RNA. Lineage: Eukaryota; Viridiplantae; Streptophyta; Magnoliopsida; Lamiales; Orobanchaceae. The record is from the annotation of a GenBank genome assembly.
AUGGACCAAUGUAGUAGUAGUAGUUUCAUCAUUACUUACCACAAGAAAAAAAAAACUCAGGCAUGGCCAAAACAAACCUACAUAUUCACCUUUCUCCAUAUCUUUCUCCUCACUCUUUUCCUUCCCAAAACAAUUUCCUCCCCAACAACAACACAAGAAGCCGAUGCUCUACUGAAAUGGAAAAGCACCCUAUCCCCAUCUCCACAUCUCAAUUCAUGGUCUCCAAAAAACAUCCAAAACAUUUGCAACUGGACUGGCAUCACCUGCCGUGAUAGCCCAACUUCCAUAUCCAAAAUCAACUUAAAAGAUGCAACUCUCACUGGCACUUUAGAUUAUUUCAAUUUCACCCAAUUCCCUUAUCUCGAAAUUUUCGACCUCAGUGGAAACAAUUUCAACGGCUCGAUUCCGGCCCAUAUUGGCAGCCUCUCCAGGCUCACUCGAUUGGACUUGGGCAGUAACAAUUUUGGAAACUCUAUCCCCAAAGAGAUUUUCAAUUUGAUGAAUCUCAAUCAAAUGAGCCUCUUCAAUAACAACCUCAAUGGAGUAAUCCCUUCCCAAAUCGGCAAUCUUCAGAAGUUGGAGUUUCUGAAUCUUGGCUCCAAUUACCUGGAGGCACCCGAUUCAUCGAAAAUUCAAAGCAUGCCCGUGUUACGCCAUCUGGAUCUUAACCUUAACGAGCUCACGUCUCAAAUUCCACCUUUCAUAUUAAAAUGUCCCAACCUCAUUUAUCUCGAUUUGUCAAGCAACAGCCUGUCCGGUAGUAUUCCUGAAUCUUUAUUCAGUAAUUUGGUUAAGCUUCAAUAUCUUAGCCUCAGCAUGAAUUCAUUGGAAGGCCACUUGUCCAAAGACAUCUUCAAGCUAUCAAAUUUAAUCGACUUCCGAUUGGCAAAUAACCUCUUUGUAGGCAAAAUACCAUCCUCUAUAGGGCAACUCACGAAUCUAAAGCGGCUAGACCUUAGCACGAACAUGUUGACUUCAACAAUACCAGUCGAGCUCGGUCAAUGUACUAGGUUGACUUAUUUAGCUCUGGCCAAGAAUAACCUUUCUGGGCCUUUGCCUAUAUCCUUGUCCAAUUUAGCCAGUUUAUCCGAAUUGGGAUUAUCGGAUAAUAAUUUGUCCGGCACAAUCCCGCCUCGCAUGCUCACCAAUUGGGCCAAACUAACAUCACUGCAGCUUCAGAACAAUAAUUUAAGUGGCAGAAUUCCAUCAGAGAUCGGAAAACUGACAGACCUCAACAUCCUCUACAUCUACAACAACAAUAUGUGGGGCGAAAUCCCACCAGAGAUAGGUAACUUAAAAAAAAUCAUACAGCUAGACCUUUCGGCCAAUCGCCUCUCGGGAAAAAUACCCUCGACAAUCGGAAACCUCAAGAAUCUUACAGAGAUUAACCUUUCCUCCAACAAACUCACCGGAAAUAUUCCGCCUGAAAUCGGGAAUCUGAAUUCCCUCGAGACUCUUGAUCUCAGCCAAAACCGAUUGAGUGGAGCCCUACCAAACUCCAUCUCCAACCUUUCUAAGCUUACUUAUUUGUCCCUUUUCAAUAAUAAUCUCUCAGGACCCAUCCCUCAAGACCUGGGAAAGAAGAGUCCCCAACUGGCAGGCAUAAGCUUGUCGAACAAUGGCUUUUCAGGCCUUCUGCCGCCCAACUUAUGCUAUGGUCUAGCCUUGAAAACCUUCACUGUCGACAUGAAUGGAUUUUCGGGUAAUUUGCCGAACUGCAUCAGGAAUUGCCGAGGCCUGACGAGGGUGCGUCUCGAAAUGAAUCAGUUAUCUGGUGACAUUUCGGAUGCAUUUGGCAUUCAUCCGCAGCUCGAGUUCUUAAGCCUGAGUUGGAAUCGGUUCACUGGCCAGGUCACGCCCAAAUGGAGUAAGUGGAAGAACAUCACGGAUAUUCGGAUGGAUCACAACAAUAUAUCAGGCGUUAUUCCAGCUGAGUUAGGUAGUCUAAAAAAACUCCGUGUUCUAGACUUGAGCUCGAACAAAUUGACGGGCAACAUUCCGGUUGAACUCGGAAAGCUGAGCCAAUUGCUUAAUCUCAAUCUCAGCGGCAAUCUUUUGAAAGGAAAAAUUCCGAGGGAAAUUGGGCAGUUGAGAAUGGUUGAGUACCUUGAUCUGUCGCGAAAUCGACUCAAGUGUAAAAUUCCAGGAGAAUUUGGAAAUCUGAUUCGCUUAGUAGGGCUCAACUUGAGCAAUAACCUGUUAACAGGGAAGAUUCCGUACGAAUUAAGGGGAUUAAAGAGGUUGCAAUAUUUUUUGGACCUCAGUAACAAUAGGUUGUCUGGGGCAAUCCCUUCGUCUUUGGGGGCCCUAGCUUAUUUGGAGAGUUUGAACCUAUCGCAUAACAAUUUGUGUGGCCAAAUGCCUAAAGAAUUGUGCAGUAUGGUGAGUUUGAGGGAUAUGGACUUUUCUCAUAACAACUUAUCGAGAGGGAGUCCCAAAGAUAUAUAUGAACCAUCAUCUGGGAAGGGAUCACUUCCCCAUUGCACGCUAACAAGCUAG